Molecule: messenger RNA, 7948 nt
Organism: Lepisosteus oculatus (spotted gar)
Lineage: Eukaryota; Metazoa; Chordata; Actinopteri; Semionotiformes; Lepisosteidae
Gene: gc2
Product: guanylyl cyclase 2
Biological process (GO): protein phosphorylation; receptor guanylyl cyclase signaling pathway; intracellular signal transduction
Cellular component (GO): plasma membrane
Molecular function (GO): adenylate cyclase activity; ATP binding; peptide receptor activity
Source: RefSeq, a predicted model, not a curated record
GCGAAGUGCUGAAACUCACCUCUCCAGCUUAAUUCAUCUCCCGUUCAUUUUGGGAUUAUUAAAAUCCUUUUUUUAAUUUUCCAUCGGCGUUUUCUUCCCAUUGUUACAAGGCUGAAACAUCAAGCCCUCUAUGGUUCUGGUUAGGGUCUCAAAUCUGGUGGGAGUCCUUUGGGAAAUAACCGAUUAAAAUCAUGAGAUAUCGGAGAUCCGCUGGCUAAUACGGCUACACAAGCAAGAAAUCGGAACUCCAGAGUGUUUCUUUCUCGGCACAACAUGGACGUAGGAGCUGCUGGGGAAACAACCUUUGAAGGGAAGUGAGUCACAUGUGAAAAGGUCUGCAAUGCUGCAGCAGCUUUGUCUGUUCCACAGUUUGCUGCAGAAAUGGACAAGGAGAAUACCAACAGCGACUGAGCCGAAGUACCCGAGAUUUCCACCCCCCUCCUCGGACACGUUACUGUUCUGCAUCCUGUUGGCUAUUCUCUGCCUCCCGUGUAGGACUCAGGCAGCUGUCUAUAAGGUUGGGGUGGUGGGACCUUGGUCAUGCGAUCCUGUCUUUGCGAAAGCUUUUCCAGGUGUGGCAGCUAAGUUAGCUGUGGAUCGGAUCAACAGGGACACCUCUUUAAACUUAGGGUACACUUUUGAGUAUGUCAUACUCAAUGAAGACUGCCAAACAUCCAAGGCCUUGACUGGAUUUCUUGGGUACUAUAGACUGGUCUCUGGCUUUAUUGGGCCCACAAAUCCUGGCUACUGUGAUGCUGCUUCCCUCCUGGGCAAAAACUGGAACAAGGCCAUCUUCUCAUGGGCCUGUGUCAACUAUGAGCUGGAUGAUUCACACAGUUACCCCACCUUCGCCAGGACCUUACCCUCCCCAACCAGAGUCCUCCUCAACUUCAUGAAACACUUCCGGUGGGCUCAUGUUGGCAUUAUAUCUUCGGAAGAGGACAUUUGGGUGGACACAGCCAGCAAGGUGGCCAACGCCCUACGAAACCAUGGGCUUCCUGUGGGCAUUGUCAUCACCAUGGGCCGCGACACGGCAAGUGUCCGAGAAACCCUGGCCCAAGUUAAGAAGGUGGACGACCUACGCAUGGUAAUCAUGUGUAUGCACUCGGCGCUGAUUGGAGGCAAGGCGCAGAAGCAGCUCCUCGAAGUGGCUCAUGACAUGCACAUGACCGAGGGCUCCUUAGUGUUCGUGCCGUACGACACCCUGCUGUACAGCCUCCCCUACAGAGACGUGCUGUACCCUGCGCUGCGCAACAACAGCAAGCUGCGCAAGGCCUACGACGCGGUGCUCACGAUCACCGUGGAGUCCGAGGAGGGCUCCUUCUACCAGGCCUAUCAGGAGGCCAUAGACAAAGGCGAGCUGCAUCCUCAGCCUAAACCACAGCAGGUGUCACCGCUCUUUGCCACAAUAUACAACGCCAUCUUCUUCAUGGCCCACGCCAUGCAGCAGAUCCGGGACGCCGGCGCCUGGCCGUCUGGUGGGAACCUGGCGCGCUACUCCCGUAACUUGGUCUUCCACGGCUUCAACCAGAGGAUUCGCACCAACGGCACUGGGGCUGGCUUUGUCAACUACGUCAUCCUGGACACCGACGGCAGGUCGCGGGACAUCUACAGCACCCACCUGAUCGACAUGGAGACCAACAUAGUGCGCUUCCUGGGGCAAAGCAUCCACUUCCCACAGGGGGUGUCCCCCAAGACUGACUCGGGGUGCUGGUUUGCCCAUGGGAAGAUCUGCACUGGAGGUGUUGAUCCAGUCUUUGCUUUAUUGGUAUUCCUGUCUGUCUUCCUCACCAUUCUGUGCAUUGUGGGGCUUUCUUAUUUGAUAAGGCGGCGCAUCAACCAAAUUCGACUGGUACGGGGUCCCAACAAAAUCCUGCUCACUCUGGAUGACGUCACCUUCAUCAACCCACAGCUCAGCACAAAGAGGCUGAGUUCAGAUGACAGCAAGGUCAGCGACGCUGGGAGGAGCUUCUCUGAUGCUGACCGCAGUCUCAAGUCCCCUUACUCUGCUUCUAGCCUGACUCCUGCCACCCACGAGAACUCCAAUGUGGCCAUCUUUGAGGGAGACUGGGCCUGGAUGAAGAAACUACCAUCUGGAAACUUUGGCACCAUUACACCAAAAACCAGCGAUGUCUUUGAAAUGAUGAAGGACCUGCGCCAUGAGAACGUCAACCCUUUCCUGGGAUUCUUCCACGACUGCGGAGUGUUUGCCAUCGUGACGGAGUUCUGCUCCCGCGGCAGUAUGGAGGACCUCCUGCGGAAUGAAGACGUGAAGCUGGACUGGAUGUUCAAGUCCUCCCUGCUGCUGGACCUCAUCAAGGGUAUGAAGUAUUUGCACCAUCGGUCUGUAUACCACGGCCGGCUGAAAUCCCGAAACUGCGUGGUGGACGGGCGCUUUGUGCUGAAACUCACGGACUAUGGGUACAACGAGGUGCUAGUGUCCCAGAAUUUUCCAUACGAAGAGCCACCAGCUGAAGAUCUGCUGUGGACAGCACCGGAGAUCCUGCGGCAGUCCCACCCAGGGCUGUAUGGCUCCUUCAAGGGGGACGUGUACAGCUUCUCCAUCAUCAUGCAGGAGGUUGUGGUGCGGGGCCCCCCCUUCUGCAUGCUGGAGCAAUCUGCCGAGGAACUCAUCCAGAAAAUUAGGAAGCCGCCACCGAUGUGCCGGCCCGUGGUGUCGCCCGACCAUGCGCCCAUGGAGUGUAUCCAGCUGAUGAAGCAGUGCUGGAAUGAGCAGCCCGAGCGACGGCCCACCUUCGAUGAGAUCUUUGAUCAGUUUAAAAACAUCAACAAGGGCAAGAAGACCAACAUCAUCGACUCGAUGCUGCGGAUGCUGGAGCAGUACUCCAGCAACCUGGAGGACCUGAUUCGGGAGAGGACAGAAGAGCUGGAGAUCGAAAAGCAGAAGACGGAGAAACUGCUCACGCAGAUGUUGCCACCAUCUGUGGCAGAAGCCCUGAAAAUGGGGUGCACUGUGGAGCCUGAAUAUUUCGACGAAGUCACCUUGUACUUCAGUGACAUUGUGGGCUUCACCACAAUAUCUGCCAACAGCGAGCCCAUCGAGGUGGUUGACCUCCUCAAUGACCUCUACACGCUGUUCGAUGCUGUUUUAGGGAACCACGAUGUCUAUAAGGUGGAGACCAUAGGGGAUGCCUACAUGGUAGCCUCUGGGCUGCCCAAGCGUAAUGGAAAACGCCAUGUGGCAGAAAUUGCCAACAUGUCCCUGGACAUCCUCAGUGCCGUGGGCACCUUCAAGAUGAGGCACAUGCCCGACGUGCCCGUGAGGAUCCGAAUCGGCCUGCACUCGGGCCCAGUGGUGGCAGGAGUGGUGGGCCUGACCAUGCCAAGGUACUGUCUGUUUGGGGACACGGUGAACACGGCCUCACGCAUGGAAUCCACAGGACUGCCAUACCGCAUUCAUGUUAGUCACAGUACUGUCAAAAUCCUAAUGGAAUUAAAGGAAGGCUAUAAGGUCCAGCUAAGGGGAAGAACAGAACUUAAGGGCAAAGGCUCAGAGGAGACCUAUUGGCUGAUUGGAAAAGAUGGCUUCACCAAACCCCUGCCUGUCCCACCGGAGAUCAAGUCAGGGCCAGGAGUGCCGAAGGACUUGAGACAUAUGCUUAAGAAGGCAGUCAGGAAGCUCGCGCAUGUUCAACAGGUCACUCGGAUAACAGCGCCCGAUUACACAGAUGGCACGGUUGGUAUGUGCCACCACUGAGGCCUGCCUAUUGAAGGUGGUCCGACACCUGCUGGUGGACAAGAAGAAGCUCCAACAGGCUUAUCAGCCCCAGCGACUGAUAUCUGAAGCAGCCCUAGGAAGAAAUACCAAUGCUUUAUCCUGAUUGUAGCUAUUGCUGUGCUCUUAAACUGGAGACCUACUGCUCCAGCCCCCAGAAAAGACAACUUCAGACUCCUUUUUUUUCCAGCUACCGGAGCCCCUGUUGUAAAAGACUUCGCCCAAAUGUUCUGCAGCACAAAUGGAUUUGUGUGGAGCCAGUCUUUUGGGACUGUACAGCCUGCUUUCACUGUGGUUUGGCCCUGCCUUGAUUCAGGACUCUCAACAAGGGAGCUGUGGUUACAUAAAGCAGCCAGAGUGCAGGCCCUGCCCCAGAAUCCAGUGAUGGCAGUCAGGUGUGCUUUCUACAGCCCUUUCGAAGAGGUUUCUGGAGGAGCUGAGCAGAGCUACCCACUAAACCGGGAUGAGGGAGGUUACAUAGUUGCUUGGCUGGUUAGAGCUUAGAGGCUUUUUUUAGUAGCACCUUUGGAGACUACAGUCACUUGCUGAGUUAAAAAUAGCUUGUGGGAUUUCACUUCUAAGCUUGGCAAGGAUCGGAUCUGUCCUUCUCUCCCUUUGUUCAGAAGAGAAUCACCUGUUCUGUUUCCAUCAGGUUAAAUUUGUCCUUGAGGAUGGAAAAACAUGUUUCAUCCCUCUGCUCACGAGUGCAAAGACCUGGAUUGGGAGGGAUGCAUUUUCCGUAGCUUUGGAGGCUCAAUGUCCUGUCUAAUUUUGCUGGUUCUUUCAUUUGGAACACUUGUGUGUAUAAUGCAAAAGGAAUCGUGUCUGCUGGACCUGACAGUCCUGUUGCCCAGAGAUGGUGGCCCAAGGACCUCACCAGGAACAGAUAAGAAUAGGAACAUUAUAAUUCCUUGUGUCUAUAUAGCGCCUUUUCUAACAAAGGAUCUCAAAUGGCUUUACGUGUAGGAGGGAAACACGGAAUCGCAGCAGUGUUUGAGACAUGUGCAUCACCCAUACUGCACUAGCAGCCCAACUACACAGCACACGAGGUGGUGAACUGAGAAAUUACGUUGGAAAUUUUGGGAGGGCAGACUAAGCAAGCCCAGAACGGAGCAUGGACUCCAGAGUUAACACCCCUAAUAUUAUGGACAGUGCCAUUGGAUCUUUAAUAACCAAGCAGAUAGAACAUCUGUUUAAUAUGUCACCUGAAGGACGCCUCCUAUGGCUCAGUGCUCCCUAUCACCAUAGUGGGGCAUUGAUUUAGGAAAUUCUCAUCCAGAGGGAAGAGGAUCACCUAUUGGUCCACAAGCACCACCUACAGCAGUAGCCUGGUUUUCCUUAAUGGAUUCCCAUCCCACUACUGACCAGGCCCAGCCUUGCUUAGCUUCUGAGAUUCGGCCGACCAGAUGAGGUUAAUCAUGUGGAUUUUCUGGAGUUGCAACGCAAGGACGAGGAGUCAAGCUAAUACAGCCUGUUACUGUGUAUUGGUGACAGUGUGAAGUUGGUAUGAAAGCAUAGCACAUGCAAAUGCAAUAAUAUUAAUGCAAUCUCCAAUGUAUUUAAUUCAGGUCAGAAUUAAAUGGCCAGCACUUUCAAAAUAGCUAGAUUUUCUAGUGUUUUUUGCUUUAAAAAAGAAACAUCAAAAAGAAAAAAUCAAACCACGGAUCCAUUGAGUUAAUCUAGAUCUCCACUGAUUUCCCAUGGGCAAGGAAAGUCUUGGCGUAGAUUAAGCGUUUUGGCAACAGUGUGUAUUGGCACACAGAGUUGGGUUGUGUCACCUAAUGGACCGCUUUCCAGUCUAUAUCAGGAAUGCUGUUAGUACAGCUCCAGCAUAGACAAAAGGAUUAUUCUGGAGAAUAUUCCAGCUCACACACAACCAGAGAAGACAGAUGGCCUCUUCUGGUUUGUCACCUUACCUACGUGCUUAUGUUCUUUGCCGAUCACAGUUUGUUAAUGCCAGGCCUGAACUACUGCACACUCCCAAGAUGAAACAGCAGGUGACCCAGAUAUGAAGUUUCAAGUCUCGUUGGGCCAAAGGGCCUCCACUUAUUUGUAGUUCUUGUUCUUGUGUUCUUAAGUGGAAUGUAUUCAGUGAUGCACAAAAGUCACUAUUUGAACUGUACGGGAACUGUUAAUAUUUUUGUUUUCAUUUGAAUGCACUGUAUGUACCUUUAUGAAAUAGUACAUCAUGUACAGAUUAAACAAAAAAAGGAAUGAGAUUGUUUUGGUUUUAGCAGUCAGAAACUAUUUCAAGUGUAUGUAUGAAUAUGAUUAUACAGUUUGUGGUGAAUAUACUAAAUGGUGCUCAAGACUGUUGUGCUGUACAUGCUUUUCAAUGCCAUUUACUGCAUUAACCCAAUCAAGCCAAUGCAAAUUAAUAGUGAUUGAUAUGGAAAGGGGUAAUAAGAUUCACCCUUAGGAGUUCUGACACAAGAAGCUUUAUUCUAAUUAUUUGAUUCUUUCAAAGUACAAGCCAGUGGGUUGAGGAUUUUUAAACUGUUAAGCAGCAACCAGCUAGACUAGGUAGUAGGUCAUCUUUUUAUUUGAUUUAGUCAUUUUCCCCGCUUAGCUCAAACUUGCUACUUAGCCCCUGUGAGGACUAGGAUAGAUGGGUCUGUCUGUACUGUGUUAUGGCUUGGAGAAAUUCCAGGUCCCAGCAGAGGGUGCAGAAUGGAUUACUCUUAAAGGAUGCUUUCAAUUUUUCAAUCUCUGGAGAGCAGUGGAGAGGAUGCUUCACAACCAAGUCUUCCCAGUGCUCCAGGCCAACCCCACACAGCUAUUACACCUCCCACUGCAGUCAGUUUCUGUCUCAGCCUGGAGUUUCAUUGCCCAGGAACAUCAGGCUCUGCAGGCUUAUAAUGGAGAGGCCCCAGACAUCCAGGCCCUUUUAGGUACAAAGCACUCAGAUUGUGUCAUGGAAUGCAUCACUGAUGAGAAAAAACACAAGCCCCAGUCACUCAGCCCCUUGUGUAAACUGGGCCUUGCAAAACCACGUUCUGUGGUACUUAAUUUCCUGGUUAAUAGUUCUACUUAUUGGCUUUUACAGAUAGUUUUACUCUUCUUUGCUUUCAGUCCUUGUUUCAGAAAUUGAAAAGGAGAUUUUGCCAGGAGAUUUAGCAAACAGAGCAAACCAGAUCACCUGGUUAAUUAACUAUUAUUCCCCUACAGCUUUAGCUAAACAGUUCUUAAUGUGUUAUCGGUUAAUGCUGUAACAGAUGCAGCAGGGAUUUUCACUCUCCCAUAAUAAUCAUUCAUACUUUUUUCCAUUUUUCAUUAAGCUAAUUAUUUCAAUUCUAGACACGUGCUCUUGGAAUCAGUAUACUGAAAGGGAGGUUUGAACCCCAAGACUUUGUACAGGUGAAAAGGUUGUUUCUAAUUCAGUGCAAUGUUGCAAGAGCAACAGAACAGCUUACAAAAAGCCCAAAUAAGGUUAAUGUUUCAGCUAAAGGGAUCAAUUAGCCUUAGUAAUUAAGAACCCCAUUAAGAAUAAAAAAAUUAUACCAGGAUGACUUUCAGGAACAGGAAAGAUAGUCACGAUAGAGAACUGUGUACUCUUUCUUCUUAGAGCAUAUUCAUUUUUUAAGGAGAAAGUUGCAAUAAAAGUGUCUUUAAGACUUUUAAAGUAAUAAUAUCAAACCACUUUACAAUACACAAAAAGCACAUUAAAAUACAAUUAAAUACCAACACAAAGAAAAAUGAAAUACAGAAGAUCACACAAAUCUUCAGAAAGAGCAUGUGUUAAGCUAGACUUAAAAGUCCCACAAUGUGACUCAGACCUUGAUUUGGGGGAUUUUUUUUUUGGGUGGAGGGCACAGCAGCAGCAGGCCCACAGAGUAGAGGAACAGUGAGGACACAGUGUACCAGGAUCGGCGAGUUCAAGUUUAGAGGGGAGUAAACAGAAAAUAUAUCAGCUCGAUGCUGUGGGGUCAAGCCACGCAGAGCAUUGAAAUUAACUCAUAACCUGACAGGAAACCAGUGCUGGGACUCUAAGACAGGAGUGAUGUGAUCACAAUUUUGUGUGAUGUCAGGAUUCAAGCUACUGAAUUCUGAGCAUAUUGUGACCAAGAGUUAUUGUGUUCUUUUGUAAAAUAAUUGUAAAAGCGUAGUGAAUUAGCAUAAUGUGAAACAUCAAUGUAAAGUCAAAUGUAACUAUAAUAAACAGUCUUUUGUCUUAACUAGAAAUGCCAUAGUGAACAAGGUAAAUAUUUUAGA